Messenger RNA from Ruditapes philippinarum (Manila clam), 852 nucleotides. RefSeq names its product sperm-associated microtubule inner protein 10-like. The coding region runs from base 88 to 453 and encodes 121 amino acids. The record is from RefSeq and is a predicted model, not a curated record. The transcript is spliced from 3 exons. NCBI's taxonomy places the organism in Eukaryota, Metazoa, Mollusca, Bivalvia, Venerida, Veneridae.
AGUACGAUUUUAUUAAGUACGAAUGCGAGUACGAAAAUAGUUGAGACCGAAACCACCUUUGAAGAGUACUCCAGUAUUUGUUUAAAGAUGGCGGCCAAGCAAUCAGUGGAUCCAAGAUUUGCCGAACGACUCUUCGUGCAUAGUCAAACGAGGAUUCCACAGUACUCCAGGACACAUGGCCAAGUACCAAGGCUAUAUACACAAGAAUGGAAGACUGACAUGAAAAACAGAGAACUUAUUAUCAAGAAUGCAGAGCUUGGUGGAGUACCUCACUAUGAGCAUGAUGAAAACUUAUUUCUCGAUAAACGUGAACAGAUGCAUUACAAUGUGGAAAACAGAAAUCGUGUAGACAGGAAAUGUAAGAUGCCAGAUAGAGAACUGCUUCUACGCCCGCCAUUUCAUCAUGAAACCUCGAGAUAUCAGAGUGAAUUGAUGUUCAGACGUGACAUGUAGUUCAAUUUCAUAAUCUAACUUUUCUAACGUAACAGCUGCUCAGUCUAAAUGUUAUUUUGUUUUGGUUGUAAGCACAUUGCUCAUCUUGUUUUUAUUGUUAUUGAAUCAGAUAUAGUUAAUUUCUUGUUAUGUUUGUUCAGAUUUUUUAAAGUUUAUAACUAAUAUAUAUCUAUUGUGUACAAUCUAAACUUAAUCUUUACAUGUUGUUAAUUUAAUUUUCUAAAGUUUUAUUUCAUUGGAAUAAUACAAAUUUAUAUACAUUUUGUUAUGGAUGGGAAUAGAUUUUCAGAGAAAUCCUCAUCCCUUUUUCUUUGCAAUACAACAGUAUUAUGUUUCAUAUUUACAACUUCAACAGUAUUAAAGAUUGAUUUUUAUAUUUAUAUACUAACUUUUAUAUCU